Molecule: messenger RNA, 860 nt
Organism: [Torrubiella] hemipterigena
Lineage: Eukaryota; Fungi; Ascomycota; Sordariomycetes; Hypocreales; Clavicipitaceae
Source: the annotation of a GenBank genome assembly
GCUGCAACAGAUAUUCUAGUCUUUUUUGGUAUAUCUUUGUUCCUACCGCUGACCUACAUAAGCGAUAGCCUAAAAUUACAACCUCGCUCUUACAUGAUACUCACUAAAAGAACAUGCCACCCACGACAAUUUCAGCCCGUACCGGGGGGUAUGCCGCUCUGAAAAAGGGACAAAAGAUGAAGCUCAUCAAUCCAACGGGCACCCAAGUCAUUGACUUUUGGGCAUUUGCAUUUCCCCAGCAGAGCAUAGCCGACAUCCCUACCAGUUUCAUCGUUGACGAUAACAAGACAAUAGCCAAUAGAUAUGACAUGACCAAAUCAUUUCCUUUCGUCUCCGGUGUGCAAUACUUUUCCGCAUCUCGCACGCGAUCCAUUCUAUCAAAACUUGUCCCUUCAGCGGUGACAAAGGACGUACUAUACACUAACAAGAGCCUUCCCAUGUUCACCCUGAUAGAAGAUACAACAACUGGGAUCCACGACACACUUUUUGGGUGCUGCGACCGCUUUAGAUACCAAAACCUGGGUGUGGGACACUACGAGCACGAAAGCUGUUCUGAGAACAUGCAUUUGGCUCUUGAAGAAGCCGCCGACGACGGCCUGUUUGAGCCAGGCACAAUAUCAACUGAGUGGACACCUGAUCCAUUUAAUGUGUUUAUGAAUGUGCCCAUUACGACAGGACUUGGUCGUGAGUCUGGCGGAGGUAGAAUCGAAUGUGUGCCUCCAGCGUGCAACGCUGGCGAGUAUAUUGUUCUUAGAGCAGAGUUGGAUUGUGUAGCGGUUAUGAGCGCCUGUCCAAAUGAUGUCAUUGUAGGUGUGAAUACUGGGAGAUGCGAGAGAAUUGAAUAUGAGAUUUUAGAUUGA